GCUUUUCUUACGUCAUCGCUACGCAUGCGCCUUGGAGGGAGGGGCGAGCUUCUCGGUGGGGAGCAGGGGGCGGGUCUCGGCCAACGUUUUACGGCGACUGCGCAAACUGGAUCCUGACUGGAACAUGGCGACUUGCGCAGAAAUCCUGAGGAGCGAGUUCCCCGAAAUUGACGGACAGGUCUUCGACUACGUGACUGGCGUCUUGCACAGCGGCAGCGGGGACUUCGAGUCUGUGGAUGACCUGGUGGACGCUGUGGGGGAACUGUUGCAGGAGGUGUCCGGGGACAGCAAGGAUGACGCGGGCAUCAGGGCCGUGUGCCAGCGCAUGUACAAUACUCUGCGCCUGGCAGAGCCACAGAGCCAGGGACACAGCCAGGUGCUUCUGGACGCCCCCAUCCAGUUGUCAAAGAUAGCGGAAAACUACGACUGUGACAUGAAACUUCCAGGACUGCUAAAGAGAGAACAGUCUUCGACAGUGAAUGCAAAGAAGCUAGAAAAGGCCGAGGCUCGACUGAAAGCAAAACAGGAGAAGCGCUCAGAGAAGGACACACUGAAGACCAGCAACCCUCUAGUCCUGGAAGAGGCAUCAGCCAGCCAGGCAGGCAGCAGGAAGGAGAGUCGGUUGGAAUCAUCUGGCAAGAACAAAUCCUAUGAUGUGCGCAUUGAGAAUUUCGACGUGUCCUUUGGUGAUAGGGUACUGCUGGCUGGAGCAGAUGUGAACUUAGCGUGGGGCCGCCGCUAUGGGCUGGUAGGACGGAAUGGGCUGGGGAAGACUACGCUGCUGAAGAUGCUGGCCACCCGUAGCCUGCGGGUUCCAGCCCACAUCUCCCUGCUACAUGUGGAGCAGGAGGUCGCCGGUGAUGACACUCCUGCCCUGCAGAGUGUGCUGGAGAGCGACAGCGUGCGAGAGGACUUGCUGCAGCGGGAGCGGGAACUCAGUGCCCAGAUUGCUGCGGGCAGGGCAGAGGGUUCAGAAGCGGCACAGCUGGCUGAAAUCUAUGCCAAGUUGGAGGAGAUUGAGGCUGACAAGGCACCUGCUAGGGCAUCGGUCAUUCUUGCUGGGCUUGGCUUUACCCCCAAAAUGCAGCAGCAGCCCACCCGGGAGUUCUCCGGUGGCUGGAGGAUGAGAUUGGCCUUGGCUCGAGCCCUGUUUGCUAGGCCAGACCUCCUGCUGUUGGAUGAACCCACAAACAUGCUGGAUGUCAGGGCCAUUCUGUGGCUGGAGAAUUACCUGCAGACAUGGCCCUCCACAAUCCUAGUCGUCUCUCACGACCGCAACUUUCUGAAUGCCAUCGCCACAGACAUCAUCCACCUGCACAGCCAGCGGCUAGAUGGUUACCGGGGGGACUUCGAGACCUUCAUCAAGAGCAAGCAGGAACGGUUGCUCAAUCAGCAGCGAGAGUAUGAGGCACAGCAACAGUAUCGCCAGCACAUCCAGGUUUUCAUUGACCGCUUUCGCUACAAUGCCAACAGGGCCUCUCAGGUGCAGAGUAAACUCAAAAUGCUGGAGAAGCUACCGGAACUGAAACCAGUGGACAAGGAGUCAGAGGUGGUGAUGAAGUUUCCAGAUGGGUUUGAGAAGUUCUCACCGCCAGUUCUGCAGCUGGAUGAGGUGGACUUCUACUAUGAUCCUAAGCACAUCAUCUUCAAUGGCCUGUCUGUCUCUGCCGAUCUGGAGUCACGCAUAUGUGUGGUCGGGGAGAACGGGGCCGGGAAGUCCACCAUGCUGAAGCUGCUUCUGGGGGACCUGGCACCAGUCCGCGGCAUCCGGCGUGCGCACAGGAACCUCAAGAUUGGCUACUUCAGCCAGCACCACGUGGAGCAGCUGGACCUGAGCAUCAGCGCGGUGGAGCUGCUGGCACGCAAGUUCCCAGGGCGGCCGGAAGAGGAGUAUCGCCACCAGCUUGGCCGGUACGGUGUCUCUGGAGAGCUGGCCAUGCGCCCUGUUGCCAGCUUGUCAGGAGGCCAGAAAAGUAGGGUGGCCUUCGCUCAGAUGACCAUGCCCUGCCCCAACUUCUACAUCCUGGAUGAGCCCACAAACCACCUGGACAUGGAGACCAUUGAGGCUCUGGGCCGCGCGCUCAACAGUUUCCGAGGUGGUGUGAUCCUGGUGUCCCAUGAUGAGCGCUUCAUCCGCCUGGUGUGCCGGGAGCUGUGGGUGUGCGAAGGAGGUGGCGUCACCCGGGUCGAGGGAGGCUUUGAGCAGUACCGUGCCCUCCUGCAGGAGCAGUUCCGCCGGGAGGGCUUCCUCUAGGCUGCCUGCUGGGCCAGGCAGCCAGGAGCUUGGUGCCCAGGACAUGGACGCCAUACCAGAUCCCGGACCUAGGCUUCCACCGCCUCCCUUGACUUGGGGACAGCCUCACGCCCUCAUCUCUCUCAUUUUGACUGGAGUGUCAUGUGCACAAUUGGGGGCCCAGCCAAGGGUCUGCAAUGACUGUGUCAGGAAGGGACUAGAGGCCCCUUGCGGGAUUUGGACUCCACCUGGCUGCUGGGUCCUUGAAGCUGCUUUGUAAAUUAAACCUCUGCGUCCCCGCUGCUUUCUAGCUA
Messenger RNA from Octodon degus (degu), 2547 nucleotides. RefSeq names its product ATP binding cassette subfamily F member 3 (gene Abcf3). The transcript has 21 exons. Bases 125 to 2254 code for a protein of 709 amino acids. Lineage: Eukaryota; Metazoa; Chordata; Mammalia; Rodentia; Octodontidae. Gene Ontology annotation, molecular function: ATP binding; ATP hydrolysis activity. The record is from RefSeq and is a predicted model, not a curated record.